Molecule: messenger RNA, 9369 nt
Organism: Drosophila suzukii
Lineage: Eukaryota; Metazoa; Arthropoda; Insecta; Diptera; Drosophilidae
Gene: Trf2
Product: TATA box binding protein-related factor 2
Biological process (GO): DNA-templated transcription initiation
Molecular function (GO): DNA binding; general transcription initiation factor activity
Source: RefSeq, a predicted model, not a curated record
AAUCAUGGGGAGCGUGUAAGUAGGCUAAAAUACCUAAGACCGUAUACAGUAGACACACAAAAAAACACACCCACACACCCACAACAACACUUGGCAAUAUACCCAAUAGCCAAUAAUUUCAUCGCCUCCCUAAACAACAGCAGGGAGUCUGAUCAGAGGACUCUUGUCUUGAAUGAAAUAACUGGAGAAUUUUAUCAAGAAGAAGCUGCAGAGAACAAGCAAGAAGAUUCCAAAUCACCAUCUCAACCAACUGACGAAUCUGGCGAGGAAUGCAAGGAGGAAGAUUCAGCCUCAAGACUUCAAGAAGAUUCGGAUAAGGAGAAUAAAUCGCCGAAUCAAUCCCAAAAUCCUGAAGGAGUAGAUGAUAAAGCCACCGAAACAGGCGAAAUAGAUAAUAAAUCACUCCCUGAUCCUCCCGAAAAGUUCGAGCUUAAGGGACAACCCAAAAACGCAGAAGCUGUAGAGGAGAACAAGAAAGAAGAUCCAAAAUCACCAUCUCAACCAAUCGACAAAACUGGCGAGGAAUGCAAAAAGGAAGCAUCAGACUCUCAAGGACUUCAAGAAGAUUUGAAUAAAGAGAAUAAAUCGCCGACUAUAUCUCCCAAUCCGGAGGGAGUAGAUGAUAAAGCAACCGUAAAGGGCGAGAAAAUCACUGAUAAUAAAUCACACGCUGAUCCUCCCGAAAAAGACGGGCUUGACGGACAACCUAAAAACACACAAAGCAAGUGCAGCGAUAUCGAGUCGAAAGAGGAUAAUCCAAAGACUAGGAACCUCAAAGGGAGUUUAAGCGAUUGUGUUAGUGAAGACCAGCAGCAGUCACCCAAAUCGUCUGAAACAAAAUCAGUAAGCGAGGAAAACCAGAGAAAUAGAACAGAAUCGCACCGAGAAUCGGACUAUUCCGAAACUUCCGGAGGCGAAAAAGAACCCCCCAGGAGCAGUGAAGUAUCGCACGUAGAAUCUUCAUAUUCCGAGAGUUCCGGAGGCGAGUUACACCUUAGAUCUAAUAAAGUAUCUCACCGAGAAUCGGCAGGUUAUACAAGUACCGAUAGCGGGGAAGAAAUCCUCAGACACGCAAAUAUCGGCCCCGGAGGCCUAAAAGAAACCCCCAGGCGCAGAAAACUAUCGCUCCGAGGAUCGGCAUAUUCCGAAAGUUCCGUACGCAAAAAAGAAACCCGCAGCCGCUGGGAAGUAUCGCACCGAGGAUCUUCAUAUUCCGACAGUUCCGGAGCCGAGGAAGACCGCAGAUCUAGGAAAGUAUCCUACCGAAGACCCGCAGGUUUUGCAAGAUCCGGAGGCAAAAACGAAACCCCCAGACGCAGGGAAGCAUCAUACGGAGAAUCGGCAUAUUCCGAAAGUUCCAGGCGGAAAAAAGAAACCCCCAGGCGCAGGGAAGUAUCGCCCCGAGAAUCUUCAUAUUCCGAGAGUUGCGGAAGCGAGGUAGACCGCAGAUCUAGGAAAGUAUCGUAUCGAAAACCAGCAGACUUUACAAGAACCGCAGGCAAAAAAGAAACCCCCAGGCGCAGGGAAGUAUCACACGGAGAAUCUUCAUAUUCCGUAAGUUCCAGAGCCGAAGAAGACCGCAGAUCUAAGAGAGUAUCGCGCCGAGAAUCGGGAUAUUCCGAAAGUUCCGGAGGUAAAAAAGAAACCUCCAAGCGCAGGGAAUUAUCGCACCGAAAAUCGGCAUACUCCGAAAGUUCCAGGCAGAAAAAAGAAACCCCCAGGUGCAGGGCAGUAUCGCAUCGAGAAUAUUCAUACUUCGAGAGUUCCGAAGUAUCGCACCGAAAACCGACAGAUUCCGCAAGUACUAGAGGCAAAAAACAAACUCCCAGACGCAGGGAAGUAUCGAACGGACAAUCGGCAUAUUCCGAAAGUUCCGGAGGCAAAAAAGAAACCCCCAGGCGCAGGGAAGUAUCGCCCCGAGCAUGUUCAUAUUCCGAGAGUUUCAGAAGCGAGGAAGACCGCAGGUCUAAAGUAUCUCACCGAGAAUCGGGAUACUCCGAAAGUUCCAGAGGCCAAAAAGAAAGGCCAGAAUCUUCAUAUUCGGAGAGACCCAGAAGCGAGGAAGACCACAGAUCUAGAGAAGUAUCGCACCGAGAAUCUUCAUAUUCCGAGAAAUCCGGAGGAGAGGAAGACCGCAAAUCUAGGAAAGUAUCUCACCGAGAAUUUGCAUAUUCCGAAAGUUCCGGAGGUAAAACAGAAACCCUCAGGCGCAGGGAAAUAUCGCACCGAGAAUCUUCAUAUUCCGAGAGUUCCGGAGGCGAGGAAGCGUAUUAUCACAGAUGUAAGGGAUCCACAUCGAACGUUGAAAAAGUAAGGUGCUCUAAGCGGAAACGUGAUUCUUCAGAAGGCGAAGAAGAGCAGCAACAGUCCCGUGCUUUAGCUUCACGUUCUUCAUCUUCUUCAACAAUUUCUUUGAUACAAUACUCUGAAAACGAGGUACAGAUACCCAGAUAUAGGGAAUUGUCGCAAAGCGAACAGGCGUACGAUCAGAGCCGUAACGGAUCCACAUCAAACGGUGAACAAGAAAGGGGUUCUAAGCGGAAACGUGAUUCUUCAGAAGGCGAAGAAGAGCAGCAACAGUCCCGAGCUUUAGCUUCACGUUCUUCAUCUUCUUCAACAAUUUCUUUGAUACAAUACUCUGAAAACGAGGUACAGAUACCCAGAUAUAGGGAAUUGUCGCAAAGCGAACAGGCGUACGAUCAGAGCCGUAACGGAUCCACAUCAAACGGUGAACAAGAAAGGGGUGAUUCUUCAGAAGGCGAAGAAGAGCAGCAACAGCCACGAGAUUUAGCUUCACGUUCUUCAUCUUGGCCAAUACGUUUAAUAAUAUUUUCAGCACCUUCCUCGGCAGACGAGAAAUACGCAUCUCUCUUUGUCACACAGUCUGACACGGAAGGCGAACCCAGAGCAAGUUUCAACAGAGUUAGGUACUAUAUAAAACAAAGUAAUCAAAGUAAACCACCGGAAAGUGAAGCCGAACGCAGAGCAAGUUUCAACAGAGCGUUGAGGUAUAUAAAAAGGAUAUAUAAACGCUUACCACGUUUACCACCACCGGAAAGUGACGAAGAGCAGACAUCCGAUAGCGAGAGCGAGCAGACAUCCGAAAGCGAGAGCGAGCAGACAUCCGAAAGCGAGAGCGAGCAGGAGUCAUCAUCAUCGUACUCAUCAUCGUCAUCAUCAUCGUCAUCUGAAGCUCAUCCGCAAGAAGCUCCAGGUGGGGUACCAAAUUCCAGGGAUUCGUCCAACUUCAGAUAUAUUGAAUUACCGGCCUUGCCGGACAGCGAUAACGAAAGCGAACGCGUGUUGGCAGCAGCGGCGCCUUUACCAUUAACUUCACCCUCAUCGUCGACCUCACCUUCAACCUCGACUUUAGCUUCAGCUUCAAAUCCGCAUUUACAAACACCUCGUCCUUCACCUCCACCUCCUUCUCUUGCUUCACCUCGACGUGUAAUUAAACGACGUUAUUCUCUAAACGAUCAACGUCUAUGCAAAUCCGCCCGUGGUUUUGAUCUUUUUGGAUCAGACAACAAAGAUUGUUUGGUGCCUGAAAACGGAACGCCAUUCAAGAGAAGAAAAAAAUCUGGUCAGCAGCACUCUACACCUUCAAAAAGUCCAUUAUUGGAAGUUGAGGAACGCAAAGACGAUUCGGUGAACGAGGAGAAAGAAAAGCAAAAUCCGAACAAACCAAGAAAACGUGACGAUAACGAUCCUGAUACGGAUUCGAACGGACCUCCCGGAGCUUUAAGGACCGAGCAACAACCAGUGGAGCAACCUAGACAAAAGACCGAGCAACAACAAGAGAAGGAACCAAAACAAGGUGAAGUUGGAGACAGCCGAGACUCGGCUGCUGGCGAGGACGAUCAGGUUCCGGAUAUUAAGGAGGUGGAAACUCAAAAUAUUACUGUAAAGGAGAAUCCACCAAAGUCAGACCUUAAAGUAAUAGUACAAAAGGAAAAGCUGAUCCUUGAAAUAGUUAAUGUUGGCAAUGAAGUGUUCAAACUGGCAUCAGUAGCGUUCAACAAAAAGAGUUCGUUUUUUCCAACUAUUCCUGAGAAGAAUAUUUCGCUUGAAUCGAAACUUGACUUAGUUACCCGAGGAAUCCUAAAAGUCAAGGAAUCGUUCGGGCCGGCAUAUUUAGCACGACGCAACUUGAUUGAACAAAACUUUUCGUCUGAGGUGGUAGCUCCAACUGUUCUUGAAUAUUUAAACAUUGAUAUAAUACGUAAGCUAAUCUCUAAAAUAAAGGAAGCAGACAGGCUGUUAGGUAAAGCACGUCUGCUCGGUAAAGAGAAUCAAGAGUAUCAGCAGAAGCAACCGCAGCAAGUGCAGGAACAGCAGGAUCAGCAGGAACAGCAAGAACAGCAGGACCUGCUGCAACAGCAGAACCAGCAACAGAAUCAGGAGCAACUUCAGCAACAGCAGGAACUGCAUCACGAGCAACAACUUCAGCAACAGCAGGAACUGCAUAACGAGCAACAUCUCCAGCAACAGCAACAUCUGCGACAUCUGCAGCAACAGCAGGAACUGCAACAACAGCAGCAACUGCAGCAAGAACAACAACAGCAGAUACUGCAUCAACAGCAACAACUGCAAGAACAACAACAACUGCAGCAACAGCAACAACUGCAAAGCCUGCAGGAACAGCAACGAAUCCAGGAACAACAGCAACUGCAGCAACAGCAGCAGCUCCAGCAACUGCAGCAACAACAGCUGCAGAAGCAGAUUGUCCUGGAAAGAGUGCGCCAGCAGAGGGAGCUGCACCGUUUGCAACAAGACCAGGUAGAGCGGGAGCGGCAAUCUCGCCAGGAAGAGAAGCUGAGGCGCUUGGAACUGGAACGAAACUUAGAGAAGCGUAAGGAAGACUACGAGCGCCAGCUGCGCCUGCAGCGCGAGCAGCAGCAGGUGGCGGAACUUAGGCAGCGGGACCUGUACCAGGAUCGGCCUAGCAAGCCACUGCCGCAGCGCAAGCCAGAGCUCAUGCAAAACGAAAUGGUCAGCAUCCCGGUGGCCAACUUAAACGGCGGCCUUAAGGCGGCCAGCAGCGGUUCCGGAGUAGGUGUGGUGACAUCCGGCGGUGUCGUCUCCUCGGCGGUGCUGGCCAAUGCCCCCCGUGUUUACCUAACGCCCUCGUCUACAUUUAUGGCCAAUCGCCAGGUUUCGGCGGGCGUGGCGGCCACCGGAAAGAUCACCGGAUCGGUGGUCGGCGCAUCAUCCGGCGUCAACGCGUCAACCGCCGGUACUGUUCGCUACUUUUCGCAAUUCAGCAAAGUGCAAACGGCAGGUGGACCCAGUUUGCAAAGGAAACUGGUCAACGGGGAUACAAUUGUGCUGGCAAACGGCAACAAGAGUCUGUUCCUCACCAGCAACAGCAGCAGCGACAAGGGUGCGCCCACGAGCGUCGCCACCAAUGGCAAUAGCUUGCACACGGCCAAAACGGAACUCUUGGAGGAGGAGGGCGUGCAGCCGGGAACUGUGAUCGAGGAGGUGCACGAUGACGAAGAUGGGGAGGAGAGCAGUCACACUGCCAAAUCCAGUGGGGAUCAGCAGCCGCAGGAGCAGCCCUUGGCACUGACCACCGCGUCCAACGACGGCAACGCCACCGACGAUGAGCCCGAGCUGGAUAUUGUGAUCAACAAUGUGGUCUGCUCGUUUAGCGUGGGCUGCCAUCUGAAGCUGCGGGAGAUUGCCCUGCAGGGCGCAAAUGUGGAGUACCGUCGCGAGAACGGAAUGGUGACCAUGAAACUGCGCCAUCCGUACACCACGGCAUCGAUUUGGUCGUCGGGAAGGAUCACCUGUACUGGUGCCACCUCGGAGGCUAUGGCCAUGGUUGCAGCUCGUCGCUAUGCUAGGUGCUUGGGCAAGCUUGGAUUUCCCACUCGUUUCCUGAAUUUCCGCAUCGUCAACGUGCUGGGCACCUGCAGCAUGCCGUGGGCCAUCAAGAUCGUCAACUUUUCGGAGCGUCACCGCGAGAACGCCAGCUACGAGCCGGAGUUGCAUCCCGGUGUGACAUACAAAAUGCGCGAUCCCGACCCAAAGGCCACCCUCAAGAUCUUCUCCACCGGCAGCGUUACCGUCACGGCGGCCAGUGUCAGCAAUGUGGAAUCGGCUAUCCAGCACAUUUACCCCCUCGUCUUUGAGUUCCGGAAGCAGCGUUCGCCGGAGGAGCUGCAGCACCUGCGGCAGAAGCAACGCCUGCAGGGCGGCGGCGAUCCGACCGAACUGGAGAAGCAGGUCGUCUCCGAGAACAAGGCGGCGGGCCUGGAUAAUAUCUUUAUUAACACAACGGCGGCGCACUCGAAGCCAUCGGCGAAUGAGAAUACGCCAGCCACCUCGGGCAUCUUGACCAGCCACAUUGAUAGUAUGCAGCGCCUGAAGCAGGUCGAGAACUACCACCAACUGAUGACGAUGACGCAAGAUGAGCGCCGUCACAUACCCUUCCAGGGGGAGAAGGUCAACUCGGCCUCGACCUCGGCGGCGGCAGCAUCUGCCUCCACGUCCUCCGCCUCGUCGGGAGAUAAUAUCUGUGCCAAUGCCCGUCGCCGGGCCACCGAAUGCUGGGCCACCAAGCUGCAGAACAAGCGGCCGCGUUACAAUGAUCCCGGCACCACGGGACCCAUUAAUGCCUCGGCAUCCUCCCCAGCUUUAACCUCGUACAAUGCUGCCUCCUCAUCAUCAUCAACACCGGCCUCUCAGGCGCCACACCUGCGUACUAAUCCCCUCAAGACGGCCGCCCUGGCCAAUGCCCGUAUGCGUGGCGCCAAGGUGUCAACGGGCAUGGUGCUCAAACCGGGCACACGGAUGGCGCCCAUCGGUGGCUACUUGCAACAGCAGCAGCAGCAACAGCAACAACAGCAGCAGCAGCUGCAGCAUCAGCAGCUGCAGCAGCAGCAGCAGCAGCAGCUACAGCAGCAGCACAAGGUGCGCCAGACAAAUUACUCGCCCAGCGAGUUCGAUGUGGAUGACCUGAUCGAGGAGGAGGAGAGCAACGAGUUGGACAUGCCGUAUUGAGCUAGCGCUGACCAUGCCAAAACAUUUAUAGCUUAAGUGCUAAAUCGAUGGAAAACCAAACAACACGCCACACAACAGAACAAAACAAAAGAAAACACUAAGCUUUUCCCCGAUUUUGUUGGUUCUUUGUUUAAGCCACUUUUCAUCACACUUUUGUUUUUGUAUUCGCCGCAUUUAAAACGAACUCGAGGAAAGCCGGAACCACCGGUCCCAGGAGCGAAAACAAAAGGAAGAACGAAACGCAAUCAAAACACUUUAAUCCAAAGCGAAACAAAAUAUUCCCAUCAAGCAACACCAACAAAACAGCAGCAGCAACAACAAAAUUAAGAGCCAAAUAUUUAACUUAUAAGAUUUACGUUUAAACGACUUUGUAACUUAAGCGAGCACAUCAGACACAAACUAGCAGAGAUAACAUAUAUAGAUGAUUAUUUCGACCCCGAAGGAUCCCAGCAACCUCAAGAACAUCAAGACCACAACGUAAACUUAAGUGUAGACUUAAAGCCGACAGCAAGAUACGCGUUAUGAAUACGUAUGCCAGCGUUUUACGUAUGCAACCAAACAUGGGGAUUGCUUGGAGUUACAAUAUGUACACCUAUUUUUUUUUGUUCGGAUUAAUUAGAUAAUUUAUGUGAGCAAGACCACCGCCUAAGCAAAUACUGUAAACCCAAGUGGAUCGCAUAAGCGAUACCACACAAACGACUUAUCAACAGCAAGCAGACGAGACGGGCAAACGGUUCGGAUCGAAUGCUUGCUUUUCCUUUUCUUUUUUUUUUUUUGUUUGAACUCAACUUCAGACCAAGUUCUUCCCAAGCAAACCAAAAUUCUCAAGAUACAAAGGAGGAGGAGACCAGAGAAGAAUCUAGGAUAGUUACACUAAUCAAUUAACUGAUUAAUUUCAUGUAUUUUCACAUAUUUUUUUGUUUUUGCUCUAAGUUCUAGAUGCUAUAAGCGCUUCGUGUGGAGCAAAACAAACAAAACAAAAACAUUUGAAUACGAUUAUAAUUAUAUUAUAAUACACACACAAACACCUAUAUCUGGUCACUUCUAACCAAUUAUAACAAAACUGAAAAUAAUUAUGUAAUUAUAUUUUAAUUUAUGCUAGUAGUUUGUGGGUUGCGCAAAAAACUCAUCGAAUUAAGAAUAAACACUUGGAUAAUGAUGACGAGAAAAAUUGUACUAGGAUAAAGAGGUUUAUUUUUAAAGCAACAGGUUUAUGCGCGACUUUGGAACUAUUAUCAGAUGUAUACCUAACGCAUAUAUUCGUAUAUAGUAAUGUUUUUUUGUAUUUCGCAUUAGUUUUAUACAAAAUUAUAGAGAGCAACUUAAGCGUAGAUUUACAAACUUGUUCCUGUGUUGUUAAAAUCAGAAAGUAAAAAACAUAUUUAAGUUGAAACUUAACGAAGCAUACGCAUACACAAACACUCACACACAUUAACACAAGCAUACGUAUACAUAUACAUAAUGUUAAGGCAUCCAAACAAAGCAACAAACAAACAAACAAAAAUGAGCGAAUCAUAAGCAAUAAUGGAAUGUUUUCGUUGUAAAAGAGGUAAAAAUUAAACAAAGUAAUACUCACGUUGAACAUAAAAUAAACUAUCUAGAUGUUUUGGCGUGCCUUCACCCAUAAAUAGGAAAAAAAAAAACGAAAUACGAUAGCCAAUUGUACAAUCAUUGAAAUAGUACUUCCAGACCACAACUCUCAAACUUUGUAAAUAAUCCCAAAAUUGAUGUUUUCCAAUUAAACGUGAUUAAAGCCUCAUUCUUACAUCAACCUUAAAUUUCUUUUGUGCUUAACAUAAAACCAACUUUCAUAUCGUUCAACUUAUGCAUAAUCAAAAUAGCAAACAAAAAAUGGGGAAUUUAAGAGAAAUAUCAACGUUUUUUUUUUGUUUUUCUUUUCGUUUCUUCUACCAACCUAUAUAUUUUGAUUUGCAUAAACAAAAUCGAGAAAUGAAAAUGCCUUUAGGGAACAAAUAACUAGCGCGGAAUGGAAAGAGAUAGGUAGGUUUAGAUAUAGGUAUAGGGAAAGAGAAAAAGUAGGAUAUUGAACAGAUCGGAGCCGAAAUGUAUUUUUUUGUGUAUGCGAAUGUGGAUAGGUCGAGGUAGACCCGAACGUGUUACAAUUGCAAAAUUAACUAGCCACUAAGCCUAGCCCUAAGUUAGUUGAGAAACUGAAUACUAAAUUGUAAGCCAAAAUGCAUAUAGCAAUCUAAAAACCUAAUGGAACCUAACGAGAACCUAAACGUAAUCUAAAUGUACAUAAAAUAGUUGUUAACAAAUCACAAAAAAAAAACAAACGAAAGCAAGAAACCAACCAUAGAGUAAUAUCUUCACGUCUAACUGCCUUCGAAAAAAAAACAA